Agrilus planipennis (emerald ash borer) is the source of this 9131-nucleotide messenger RNA. RefSeq names its product fibrillin-2. The record is from RefSeq and is a predicted model, not a curated record. Gene Ontology annotation, cellular component: extracellular region. The transcript has 36 exons. The coding region runs from base 266 to 8926 and encodes 2886 amino acids. Gene Ontology annotation, molecular function: calcium ion binding. Lineage: Eukaryota; Metazoa; Arthropoda; Insecta; Coleoptera; Buprestidae.
ACGUCGCUGCUUUACUCUUUACUCCCGUUUCCUAUUUCUCUUCGACGUUUGGUUCAUGUUCAGUUUUAUUUUCGUUCUUUGAAUUAAUUCGAUAAUUAUUGGUCACCGAUCGCGAAGGAUAUUAGAAAAAAUUGUGAGACUAGUGCUUUUUUCCGAAAAUAAAUUAAAUAAUAAUAAAAUAAAUGAUGUGCCGACUAUCCUGAAGACGUAACAUAGGAAAAGCAGAAACGCAACCAGUCGCAAGCAUCGACGACAGGUUAGAACAAUGGCUUGGCAUUUUCCUGCGUGGUUUCGACUCAUAACAGUGCAAUACGUCGUCCUUCUCUGCGUUUUAAAAACAGGACAUUUGCACGGAGAACCUCCUCCUCGGAUCAAUUCACCGAAGCGAUACGGAGAACCCGAGAAUUCGGAUCAUCCCUCUCUGCCACCCCUAGUACCGGGAGGGCCUAAUGUAUGUCGAUCAAAUAGAAGAGUGUACUGUUGCACAGGAUGGUCGAAGCACCCAAUAACUGGAAUGUGCUUAAUCCCUGUUUGCGUACGAUCCUGCGGUCCAGGACGGUGCAUUCAUCCGAACAUUUGUUUGUGUGAUGGAGGCAGAAAAUCCCCUACGUGUGGUCUAGGAUUACAACCCCAUUCGAAAGUAGAUGCUGGUGACGGAACAUGUAAAGCGAUUUGCAUGAACGGCGGGACUUGUAAAGACAGAAAAUGCCUUUGCAAACCGGGUUUCACAGGGGAUUAUUGUACGGAACCAAUAUGCGUAGAAAAUUGCAAAAACGGCGGCCGAUGCAUCGGGCCGGACCGUUGCGCCUGUGUUUUCGGCUUCACAGGAAACCAUUGCGAAAUAGAUUACAGAACUGGCCCUUGCUAUACAAGCAUUAAAGGAUCUCUCUGUACCAACCAGCUCGAAAACGUCGUUUGUACCAAGACGCUCUGCUGUGCAACGGUGGGCAAAGCCUGGGGACAUCCUUGCGAGUAUUGUCCUUCGAAGCUUGACUGCGACGUUGGAUUUAUAAGGAACCAAAAGACCGGGGAAUGUGUCGAUAUCGACGAAUGUCAAGCAAUUCCUCAUAUUUGCGAAGGAGGCGUUUGCAUCAACCAAGUGGGCUCGUUCGCUUGCGAAUGUCCCCCGGGACAAACACGAAACCCCGACAGCAACAAAUGCAGCGACAGGGACGAAUGUCUGGAGGAAGGAAUUUGCGCAAACGGCAAAUGCGUCAACAUAAUCAACGGCUACUAUUGCCUGUGCGAUCCGGGAUUCAUACAAAGCCAGGACAAAACUUACUGCAUUGACGGGAGGCAGGGGUUCUGCUACACUUCCAGAUCGCCAAACGGCUACUGCAGAAACAGGCUGCCGAUGAAGCUGUCCAAGAAAGACUGCUGUUGCGGGGUGAACAUGGGCCAAGGGUGGGGCGAAGAUUGCGUCAGGUGUCCUCUUCACGGGGAAGACGAACAUAGGAGGCUAUGCUUCGAUAUUCCCCCAAAGCACCAGGAUGGAACGGUGACCGUCGAUGUGACCCACACAAAACAGGGAGGCAUACCGACAGCUGGCAUAAUUUCGCUGGUUAACGAGUGCGCCUUGAGGCCGGACAUUUGCGGCGAAGGAACGUGCAUCGACACCCCGGAGGCCUACGAGUGCCACUGCAAACCAGGAUACAGGAAAGGAGCUUCGCGAGUCUGUGAAGAUAUCGACGAAUGCGCCGAAGGUAAAUGCCAAAACGGCCGCUGCACGAAUCUGCCGGGGAGUUUCACCUGCAUCUGUCCUCCCGGAUUCGACGUUUCCCCCGACGGAACCAUCUGCACGGAUCACGACGAAUGCGCCGAAACCGGCAUGUGCACCAACGGUAUGUGCAUCAAUAUGCAAGGGAGCUUCAAGUGCCAGUGCAAACCGGGCUUCAAAUUAUCCCCAGCAGGCUACGCGUGUAUAGAUAUUGACGAGUGUUAUGAAAAUCCCCGAAUAUGCUUGAACGGAAGAUGUUCGAACGUUCCCGGAUCUUACACGUGCGAUUGUCUCCCAGGAUUCGUGGAGUCUGCCGACAAGACGUUUUGCAUUGACCUGAACGAAUGCGAAAACACCGGAAUGUGCACCAACGGCAAAUGCGUCAACAUGGAAGGAUCGUUCAGAUGCGUGUGCGAUUCCGGCUUCAGAUUAGGUCCUGAUGGCAAGCAUUGCGUGGACAUUGACGAGUGCGUUCAAAAUCCGUGUCAACACGGCACCUGCUUCAAUACACCCGGAAGCUUUCGAUGCGAAUGUCAUUCAGGCUUCACCCUGGGCCCAGACGGACGUUCCUGUUUGGACACCAGAAGAGACAUGUGCUAUCAGCAGUACAAAGACGGACUUUGUCUCAAUCCUUCGACCGUUGCAGUUACGAAAUCGUCCUGCUGUUGCUGUUCAGUCGUGACAGGUCAGGCCAUGGGCUGGGGUACGAAUUGUCAACCGUGUCCGCUACCAGGAACAGACGCGUUCGACGCCCUGUGUCCUAGCGGACCGGGACUAACCUUCGACGGCAACGACAUCAACGAAUGCGUGCUCAGUCCGAACAUUUGUCAAAACGGCGCCUGCGAAAACAUGAUAGGAACGUACAGGUGCAUCUGCAAUCCGGGAUUUGAAGUGGACGAAACGGGAAAAAUCUGCACGGACAUCAACGAAUGCGUCGUAGAAGAAUUGGUUUGUAGCGGAGGACAGUGUCGAAACACUCCCGGCAGCUUUCAGUGCAUCUGUCCGACCGGAACCCAGCUCAAUCCCAGCACGUACGUCUGUGAAGACAUAGACGAAUGCAAAGAUCUGGGACCCGAGGCCUGCUUCAACGCCGAAUGCGUGAACACCGUGGGAUCCUACAAAUGCGAAUGCGACCCCGGAUCCGUUCUGGACAGCACCUCCAGGGUUUGUAUAGACAACAGGAAAGGUUCCUGCUGGACGAAGAUGGUACACAACAGAUGUGAAGACAAUCUCCCCCACUUGAGCCGACGGUUGGAGUGUUGCUGUUCGAUAGGGGUGGCGUGGGGAUCUCCCUGCGAAAAAUGCCACCGUAGCGAAUGCGAGUGUCCUAAAGGAUAUUGGAAAGCGGACGGCAAAACGUGCACGGACAUCAACGAAUGCGUCUUGAGUCCGGAGAUUUGCAGGGGCGGAGGCACUUGCGUAAACACCGACGGCAGUUUCACCUGCACAUGUCCUCCAGGACUCACCCUAGACGUCACGAAAACGCAAUGUCUGGACGUGAGAGAAGAGCAGUGUUUCGCACGGUACAAACACGGAAAAUGCAACUAUCCCAUCGACGGCCUGUUCCACAAGAGCUUGUGCUGUUGUUCUUCCGUUGGUAAAGCGUGGGGUGACAAAUGCGAACCCUGCCCGAAACCGGGCACUGCCGCAUUCGCCGACCUCUGCCCAAAAGGAACCGGAUUCGUCGAUCGCAAAGACAUAAACGAAUGCGCCGAUUUUCCCGGCAUGUGUCUUAACGGUCGAUGCACCAACACCCUAGGAGGCUACAACUGCAGAUGCAACAAGGGCUACGAUUUCGACGAGACGAAAUUGCAAUGCAUCGACAUCGACGAAUGCUCCAUAACCGAGAGUAACGUGUGUGGCAACGGCGUUUGCAAAAAUAUUCCGGGAGACUUCGAAUGCGAGUGCAAAGACGGAUUCAGGACCAUGGCCCCGAUGCAAGUUUGCAUGGAUAUCGAUGAAUGCGAGGAGACGCCGGGAUUGUGCAGAGGCGGUCAGUGUAUCAACACAGAAGGAUCUUUUAGGUGUCAGUGUCCUCCUGGUCACGAACUAGCACCGGACAAGAAGUCCUGCAAGGAUAUCGACGAAUGUUCCAGGACGAGCGGGAUUUGUUCCAACGGCUUCUGCGAAAACAUGCUCGGCACCUAUCAAUGCAUAUGCAACGAAGGAUAUCAACAAACAGGGAUGAAAUCUCACUGUGAAGACGUCGACGAGUGCGAAGAGGAGCCUUGCGACGACAUUUGCGUUAACACUCCCGGAAGUUUUGAGUGUUCCUGCGGGACUGGCUACACUCUCAUGUUGGACGGGCGCACCUGCGUUGACAUGGACGAAUGCAAAGAAAACCCGAGGAUUUGCAACGGGGGCAAGUGUACCAACACCCAAGGGGGUUACAUUUGCGAAUGUACAGGAGGACUGGUUCCAGGGCAAAACGGAAAAUCAUGUUUAGAUAUAAACGAAUGCAAAGAAAAUCCAAGCAUAUGCGGAAACGGCGAAUGCAUCAACACCCAGGGAUCCUUCCACUGCAGAUGCGAAGAAGGAUAUUCCGUUAAACCAGGAGAGGGACAGGCGUGCUCCGACGACGACGAAUGCUUCCUGGGAACGUACGUGUGUCACGAGAACGCCGAUUGCAUAAACAAUCCCGGAUCGUACCAGUGCCGAUGCCAAGACGGUUUCACAGGUAACGGCAUCAGCUGUCGCGACAUCAACGAAUGCCUCACGAACAACGGAGGUUGCGACCAAAACGCUCAAUGCGUAAACACCGAGGGAUCGUUCAAGUGCGUCUGCGACACCGGAUUCCGCGGCGACGGAUACUCCUGCAUGGACGUGGACGAGUGUUCGAACGACGCGUCUCUCUGCGAGAACGGACAGUGCCUCAAUUAUCCGGGAUCGUUCCGGUGCGAAUGCGAAAUGGGAUUCAUGCAUCCGUCCUCGACAAACGAUCAGACCUGUGUUGACAUCAACGAGUGCCAGAUGUUCAACAAUCUCUGCAUAUUCGGCCGGUGCGAGAACGUUUUUGGCAUGUUCAAGUGCGAAUGUAACGACGGCUACAAGCUCGACAGUUCGGGAGGAAAUUGCACCGACAUCGACGAGUGCGAAAGUUCCCACGCCUGUUUGUACGGCAAGUGCAUCAACGAAGAAGGAGGAUACAAAUGCGUCUGUCCGUUCAACUACGAACUCAUCAAGGAAGGAAACGCGUGCAUAGAUCGCCGAACAUCCAGGUGUUACGUCAACUUCGACGACUACGGAAGAUGUAUGGAUUACACUGCGGAUUACGUGACCAAAGCUUCCUGCUGUUGUUCCAUAGGGAAAGCGUGGGGGCCGCACUGCGAGCACUGCCCUCCGGAGAAUAGCAAAGAACACGAAGCACUGUGUCCGGGAGGUCCGGGAUAUAAACCCAACGACGUUACCGUCGUUCUGGAGGACAUAAACGAAUGCGAAGAGCAUCCCAACAUCUGCAAGAACGGACACUGCACCAACACAUUCGGAAGCUUCAUGUGCUCCUGCAACGACGGUUUCAGACUGGAUCCAUCGGGAGUCAUUUGCAUCGACAUUAACGAAUGCGAGGAGAAUCCCAACAUCUGCAACAUUGGCCAGUGUGUAAACGAACCUGGGAAAUACUUUUGCCAAUGUCCGGAAGGAUACAUGCCACUUCCGGGAGGACGCGAAUGUGUCGACAUGAGGAAAGACAUCUGCUAUCUGAGCUACAGCCGAUGGCGCUGUUCCACUCCCAUGACCCAAAACCAGACAAAGAAGGUGUGCUGCUGCUCCAUGGGCCAGGCUUGGGGCCAACCGUGCGAACCCUGUCCAGUUCCAGGCUCCAAUGAUCACGUGGCGCUUUGCGGAGUACGCCCGGGACAAAUAGUCAACCCGAUGACCAACGAAACCGAAGAGAUCGACGAAUGUCAGCUCAUGCCGACCAUGUGCACGCACGGGUCGUGCAUGAACACCCCGGGAAGCUUCGAGUGCCGUUGCAACAGGGGCUACAUCUACGACAUUAACUCGCACCAGUGCAUAGACGAAAACGAAUGCCAGAGGGUGCCGAAUCCUUGCGAAGGGAACGCUCAAUGCAUCAAUUUACCGGGCAGUUUCGAGUGCAAGUGCCCGGAAGGUUACAAGCACGGUCCCACCCUCAUGGACUGCAUCGACAUCGACGAAUGCAUCGAAAGACCAAACAUAUGCAACAACGGUCAAUGCAAGAACCUGCAAGGAAGUUUCCAAUGCAUAUGCACAAAAGGAUUUUUACUGACGCCAUCGCGUGAUAAUUGCAUAGAUAUCGACGAAUGCGUGAGAUAUCCGAACGUCUGCAACAACGGAACAUGCGUCAAUCAAAUUGGAACGUACAAGUGUCAUUGCAAUCCCGGAUUUCGCCUAAGUCACAACAACGAUUGCGUAGACGUCGACGAGUGUUACAUGAUGCCCUUCCUGUGCCGAAACGGUCGAUGUAGGAACACCCUGGGAUCCUUCAGUUGCGAAUGUGCCACCGGUUAUGUCUUAUCCAGCGACGGUCACAAUUGCAGGGACGUUGACGAAUGUCACGAGGUUCCGGGUACCUGUCCCACUCCAGGCAAAUGCCAAAACGUGAUGGGUUCGUACAUAUGCACCUGUCCCGAAGGAUACAAGCUCAGCACGAUUACCAACAUGUGCGAAGACAUCGACGAAUGCGUGGACAAUCCCGAUCUCUGCUUAAACGGCGUCUGUAUCAACACGAACGGAGCCUCCAUGUGCAGAUGUCCAGAAGGCUACAUCCUAGAUCAUCGUUCCUUCACAUGUGUGGACGUUAGACAAGAUCAGUGUUACGAAAGGAUAGAGAGGGAACGCUGCGUGGAACCGCGGGGUAUGAUUGCCACCAUGAAGGAAUGUUGCUGUUCGAAAGGCGCCGCUUGGGGCAGAUAUUGUGAACGUUGUCCGCACGAAGGAUCUGUGGAGUUUGCAAAAUUGUGUCCAGAAGGACCCGGGCGGAUGGACAGCGGCAGCGAUCUCAACGAAUGCGAACUAAUGUCGAACAUAUGCGACGGAGGCGAUUGCGUUAACACGGACGGUUCCUUCAGAUGCGAGUGCCCUGCGGGAUACGUUCUCGAUUCCAGUGGGAGAAAAUGCGUCGACGACAACGAAUGUUUCAAAAAUCCAUACGUGUGUGGAAACGGGACUUGCACCAAUAUAGUGGGGGGAUUCGAGUGUGCCUGCAACGAAGGAUUUGCUCCAGGAUCGAUGCAAGUGUGCGAGGACAUCAACGAGUGUUUGGAAUACGGAAAUCAGUGCGCCUUCAGAUGUCAUAACGUUCCAGGAUCGUUCCGAUGCACAUGUCCAUACGGAUAUACCAUUUCCCCCGACGGACGCCACUGUCAAGAUGUGGACGAAUGUUUGACGCCUGCGAAUAAUUGCAAGUUCCAAUGCAAGAACCUCAUCGGCUCCUUCAUGUGCAUAUGUCCCGCCGGUUAUUCUCAAGUGGGAAUGACCGACGAUUGCGAGGAUAUCGACGAAUGCGCCGAAAAUCCUUCCCUAUGUCUUCACGGACGUUGCGUAAACUUACAGGGCUCCUACAGGUGCGAAUGUCACAACGGAUUCGAACCCAGUCCCGACCAGAAGAAAUGCGUUGACAGACGGGUGGGUUUUUGCUUCAGGAAACUCGUCAACGGUCACUGCACUGCUAACAAUCGCGAAAUGAAUCGCGUAACCCAAGCAGAAUGCUGCUGCUCCAUGGGCGACGCUUGGGGCCCAAACUGCGAACUUUGUCCGCCCAAAUACUCAGUUGAAUACGAAGAAUUGUGUCUGGAAAGUGGCAUAACGAUCGACGGCAAAGACAUCAACGAAUGCCUAACAAUACCGGAUCUGUGUAAAAACGGGAGGUGCAUCAACACGAUGGGAUCCUACCGCUGCAUGUGCGACAAAGGUUUCAAGCCCGAUCACGACGGUCUUCACUGCAUUGACAUCAACGAAUGCGAACACGGCUCAUCGCCGUGUAAGCACGAGUGCAAAAACACUUUCGGCAGCUUCCAGUGCUCGUGUCCUGCAGGAUUCGUGCUCAAUCCGGACGGAGUAUCUUGCCGCGAUCUGGACGAAUGCGAAACGGGACAGCACGUUUGUCAACAGACCUGCACCAACACCCAAGGAAGUUACAAGUGCUCCUGCGAAAAAGGAUACAACCAAAUUGGAGACGAUUGCGAAGACAUCAACGAAUGCGAUCAAAUCGGCGUCUGUCCGAAACCGGGACGAUGCGUUAACAUCCUGGGCAGCUACAAGUGCGUGUGUCCCCGAGGUUAUAGGACGGACCCCACAGGAACUUACUGCGUCGACUCGGACGAAUGUGCCGAAGAUGGAAAAUGUCCCGAAGGUUGCCAGAACCUCAUAGGCGGUUACAGGUGCGGAUGUCCCGAAGGAUACGUCCUUCACUAUCUGUACAACAAAUGCGUAGACGACAACGAGUGUACAAACAACCCCUGCGGAGACUCCAGCAACUGUUUCAACACGCCGGGCAGUUACAGAUGUGGAUGUCCCGAAGGGUACCAAUUCGAUAACGGCAUAAACAUGUGCAUCCAAGUCAGUCCACAGUGCGUCGGAGCCCCUUGCGCCUACGGAUGUUCGGCAACAGGAGCCAGCUACAGCUGCAGCUGUCCACAGGGUUAUCAACACAUCGGACAAGGUCACUGCUUGUCGACCAUCACCCCCUCAGUGGCCAGCUACGCCCCUGAUAUCGGAAACGCGCCGACUUAUUCCAUAAACGGAUACAAAGGCAUCAACGAUGAUAAAUUUAUAACGUCAGAGGGAUGUUUCUCUUGCAAGUUGAACGGUAGACAUCGAAGAGAUUCAAAAUUGCGAAGAUACAGCAAAUUGAUCAGAAGAAGGCUGGCAUCAAGACAUGCCAGAGUUCGACGAAGUCCAGAUGAUGGUGCUCCUCAGCACGCCGAGCAACUGAUGUUAAAAAUCACCACCGAACAAACCAAACACCAACAUCGCAUACUUAAAUUACAGCCGUCCGUAAAGCAUAACACCGAAUACUCGAUUGUAAAGGGUAACGAAAAGGGUAAGCUUCAACUGUUGAAAAGUUACGGCACGUGGUCGUUAAUGUUUAAGCGACGCCUCAAACACCCCGAACAGUUUCAUUUGAUAAUUCACGGCAAGAGGACGAGCGUUCAAAAUAACGAAACGGUGGAAAACGAACUUUACGAACGACCCCUGUAUCUGCGGGUGAGAUUGAUAGUGACCAAGUAGCUUCUAGCAAAACAACAAUCAUAUCUAUUACGAAUGUAAAUCGACUUUAGGUAAUUUAUUUUUGUUUGUUUUAUUGUUACAUUUAAUAAGUCUUUAACUAUCGUAACAACCGACUGAAUUGUAAGGAAAUAACAAAUAACAUCUCUCAACGUCGUGUGACAUUUGGAAUUAUUAUAAUGUUUUAAUAAAAUGAAAAUAAAAUGUG